AAAUCAUAUCUAUAUAUUUUGUUAAAGAGUGCAAGCAACAGGGUUCCACCAUGGCAUUUUCUUCUUGCUCGUUUCUAACAAGGUGGAUCAAAAGAUAUGCUCUCGGGAGUUCCUCGUCUGGCCGGACUUUAAAACAUAUCUUCAUAUAAAACUCCAUGCUUCUUUCCUCGGCGACAACCUCCCAUGGAGCUCAACUAUGAUCCCAUCUUCCCCGACUGCCCAGUCGUUGAUCACUGCCUCUCAAUCUGGUCCCGGCAAGCAGCCUUCCACAGCAAGCCGGCUUUCGUGUGGAUCGACGAGUCCAGCGAAGAGGAAGAGCCGGCUGUCUUGACAUACGGUCUUCUGGAUUCUCUCGCUGCCGCUACCUCAAGCUGGCUGAUCCAUGUCGAGGGUCUUAAGCGUGGCGACCGUGUAGUCUUGCUCUAUCCACCAGGCCUCGAUUUCAUCUCUGUUAUCUUCGGCUGCCAGCGAGCGGGGAUCGCUGUAAUCCCACUCGUGCCACCGUCGGCUUCUUCUAACAAAACCAAGAGCGGUAAGGAUAUCAUGGAAGUCAUUCUAGAGGCCUCACCAGUGGCAUUUAUUUCUCCGAAAUCGUUGAGCGCGCAACUUGAUGGAUCGUCCGCAAAAGCCAUCGCCGCGUACUUCAACCUGCGCUGGAUAGCACUGGAGCCAGACAAGAUCCACAGUGUCAGUUUGGAGUCAGUCGACGAUGAUUCUUACGUGAGGCUUUCCAGAGCGGAGGAUUUGUUCCUGAUCCAGUAUACUUCCGGAUCGACUGGCGCUCCAAAACCGGUGAUGAUCUCCGCUGGAGCGGCAGCGCACAACGCUCGAGCGGCUAGAAGAGCUUACGACCUCCAGCCGUCCAGCAUCAUCGUCUCGUGGCUUCCACUGUAUCACGACUGUGGCCUCAUGUUCAUCCUUCUCACCAUCACCUGCGGGGCAACAAGCUUCCUUAGCUCGCCAUUUUCCUUCUCUAAAAGGCCAUGGCUAUGGCUGGAGAUGCUCUCCAAAUUCAAAGCUACCUGUACCGUGGUGCCCGCAUUUGCUCUCCCUCUGGUAGAAUCCAAACUCGUCCAGGAUAACUCAUUUCCAGAUCCCAAAGCUCGGCAUUUGCAACUGGAUUUGUCACACCUCGAGAGCUUGAUUCUCGUCAACGAGCCCAUCCUGGCAGCAAGCGUGAAUAGUUUCCUCAAGAGCUUCUCUAGAUUCGGACUGAGAAAGGAUUCCAUAGCACCUUCUUACGGGCUGGCCGAGAACUCCACGUUUGUGUGCACGGCAUGGAAGAAAUCCGGUGACUUUCCAGUGUACCAAGACCUUCUUCCCAGCGGAAAGAUCUCAAGCGCGCACGAUGAUCUGCAAGAGAUGAAUCUCAGAGUCGUGGAUCCAGGGACAAGCAAAGAAGUACCUGAUGGAGAGGAAGGCGAGGUGUGGAUUUCCUCUCCAAGCAUGGGAAGCGGCUAUGUGAACGAUCCAGCAUUGUCAUCGCAGACAUUCCAGGCCAAAAUCCAUGGAUCCAGGGCUUUCUUCCUUCGCACCGGCGACACUGGAGUCAUCUCCCAUGGAUUCUUGUUCAUCACUGGAAGAAUCAAAGAUCAGCUGCUGCUGGACGGAGGGAGGAGAAAGAUCCAUCCACAGUACCUGGAAUCCACCGCAUUCUCAUUCUCUCCACUCCUCCGGCCUGGUUGCGCGGUCAUAUUCCAAGCCCGAGGUGAGAACAUCGUCUUGAUCGCCGAGACCGCCAGUGGAUCGAUCGCCACUCCAGACGCGCAGGCGAUCGCGUCGAGGAUCUUCGUCGAGAUUCUCAGCAAGCACGAAGCCCCGGUCUGGACGAUCGUGCUCGUUUCGCCGCGAUCCAUUCCCAAGACGACAUCCGGCAAGCUGAGAAGAUCCGAGGCGCGGCGGAUGUACCUGAGUGGAGAGCUGCGAUGGAUCAAGCGCGUCUCCUUUCGGGAGCUCCUGUCGCUGGAAGAGAGCUUCCCGCCCAUCGAGCUUCGUUCCUCUCUCUGAAAUUAGGGUUCUUCCAGAAUAAUACUAGAAGACGAGCCCUAAAUCGCGCAGCCAUAGCUAGGGUUUCUAGCAACGCUCUUCAAUGAUCACGUUGCAGCGCUUUCCCGUGGCUUUGCUGAUCCGUUGGGAGCGAAGAGCGAUCGAUCGGGAGCAUUUUGAGAAGGAUUUUCUGUCUAGAAUCUCCUUUCAAGCUUGCUCUUGACAUUUUGCCGAUUUGUGGGCCGAUUCCAAAGGAGGACUCGGCGAUUUCCUGCUAGUGCCUCUCAUUUCACCCGGCCGAGAUGGAAUCCUAGGCAAUCCAAUGUCUGCGAGCGGCGAAUCCAUUUUUCUCUUCUCUGUUCCUCGCUCUGGUAGGAUUGCCGAUAGAACAAUCGUGUGAAAUGAUGUUUGAUUUUGUUUCCCUAUUGGCCUGAAUCGCCAGCGUGAUGGCUUGAGAAACAUGGUGCCUGAUCACACAAAGAGACCA
Molecule: messenger RNA, 2473 nt
Organism: Selaginella moellendorffii
Lineage: Eukaryota; Viridiplantae; Streptophyta; Lycopodiopsida; Selaginellales; Selaginellaceae
Product: probable long-chain-fatty-acid--CoA ligase FadD23
Exons: 1
Coding region: 184-2007 (607 amino acids)
Source: RefSeq, a predicted model, not a curated record